Molecule: messenger RNA, 1584 nt
Organism: Drosophila eugracilis
Lineage: Eukaryota; Metazoa; Arthropoda; Insecta; Diptera; Drosophilidae
Gene: GrlHz
Exons: 3
Coding region: 224-1525 (433 amino acids)
Source: RefSeq, a predicted model, not a curated record
UUUUAGAGCUUCAGUUGUGGCUGGACCGCCAGCCGCGAUCGAUCUCGCUCUCCCUAUAUUCACGCGUUCUCUCUCUCACUUUCUCUCUAUUGCGGAACUCUCCCCACCCACGCCAUGUGUUUUUGUUGUGAAUGAGCUCCCUCGCCGUCAAUUGUUAUUAUAACUGUUACUUUCCAUCCUCUAUCAACCCCUCCCCACCAACGUCGAUUGCUCUUUGUCUGUCAUGCAUCGACAUAAUGCUGAGAGCUCUUUCUGUUUCAUCAAUCGUAUCAACGGGAACGCCAAUGAUGAACUGCAGCAGCCCGGAGAACAUGAGCCCACUUCCGCUCUUUUGGACUACUGCAAACGGAAGUUCCUUCGUCCAUAUGUGGCCAUCCUGACGCUGGUGGGUCUUAAUCCCAUCUCCACCGAUAUGAGCAGUGUACGUGCCUGCUGCAGCUACGUGCAGGCGUUGAUGGUGCUAUUCGUCCUGCUGGUUGGAUACCUUUUACGGUACAUUUGUGGAUACAGAGGCGAUCGUGGUUUUACCAGCUACAGGGACAUUCGACCCAUUACCAAUGGAACAGAUGGCGGGUCAGCUAGUCCUAACACUAUAGGAGAACUUCUCUUUGGAUUUAUAGUGCCCAGUGGAUUUAAUCUACUGUCUUUCGUGUCAGCAGUGUUGGUAUGCAAGGUGAUCGACCAUGAGCAGCUGCAAAACCUCAUCGAGCGGGUGUUCCUGAUGUCAGCCAAGCCGAAAAGACUGUGCCGAAUGUUGUGGCUCUUUUUGACCAUUGCAUUGGCUUUGCUGAUUUUGCUUUUUGGAUACGCUUGCUGCGUGGUGAUAAUGCAGCCAAGUCAGAUCGUGAAAGUGUCUUGGCUAGCAGAAGCCCUAAGCGAUUGGGAGUUGUGGCUGCGUGUGGGCCUGUUGUUCACCAUAUUGCUCCAAGACCUUGUGGAAAUUAUUAUACUAAGCAACUAUUACAUCGAAUGUUAUUUGCUAAGGAUGCAUUUGGAAACGCUUUCGCACAAGCUCCUCAUGCACUCCAUCGAUUCACUAGAUUGGAUGAGGGAAGUCCUUGAAUUUCGUAAGCUGCUGGAACGGCUGAAUCAGCACGUGUCUGUGCCGGUGUGCUUCCUGAUUGUAAUGAAUCUGGCGUACGCCUUCGCGGGAUUGGUGUACCUUUUCAAGGACUUUGAUUUCCACUACUGUGCCAUGAAGCUCGUCUUACUUAACAUUGCCAAUGUGAUGCUGUGGCUGUUUUUGGGAUUGCUGCCCUUUUUCGUCGCAUCAUCAGUGACGCGUGUGUGCCAGAACGCCCAGGCGAAUGGCCAUCAGAUACGGGUUCGCCCGUUUGUUUACCACAAUACCUCGGCGGAGGAUCUCAACUCGACGCUACUAUUCGCCGCCUCACUAGACAUGUCCGCUAAACUCUUUCGAAUGCCUAUCCAACCGAACUACUUGUGCUUCGCCAUCCUUGUUGUGGUCAUCGUAAUUCUCACGCUUGGCAUGUGUCUGAAUCUCACCGCCUUGGGCAAAAUAUAACCAAUAAAUUGUACGCAUUCGCCUAUAAUAAUAAAAAAUUAUAGUAUUUGUAUAGCUUA